Messenger RNA from Strigops habroptila (Kakapo), 8391 nucleotides. It is a transcript of the gene COL25A1, whose product is annotated as collagen type XXV alpha 1 chain. Lineage: Eukaryota; Metazoa; Chordata; Aves; Psittaciformes; Psittacidae. The transcript has 38 exons. The record is from RefSeq and is a predicted model, not a curated record. The coding region runs from base 466 to 2553 and encodes 695 amino acids.
GGGGAGCAACAAGUCCGACGACGGCGGGGAGGAGAGCGGGUAGGCGGAGGAGAAGGAGGGGGAACACACACACACACACACACGCUUCCCGCCCCGCGCCUGAAAACCUCUCUGACAAGUGGCAAACCGCUAGCAGAGCACGCUGCUCCCUCCGAAGGGCGGGUGGAAGCCGUGGGGGCUCGCCCCGCGUCCAGCCCUGCUGCCGGCUUUUGGAUCCUCAACCCCUUCCCAUCACCUCCCUCCCUGCCGCCCCUGCUGUGGGGCUGAGUGGAGACCCGCUGCCGGGCGGCUUGCGGUGCGGGCUGCCGCCUCGCCUUGAAAGUGUGCGAGCCGGUUGAGGGCUUUCCUUCUACUUAACGCUAUUUUUUUUUAAAUUAUUAUCAUUUUGUCUUUUUCGCUAUUUAUUUUUCUCGUACUUUACUGUUAUUGUUUUUUGUUGCCGCUGUUUGUAAACUAAUUGCCUCCAUGGGGGGCGGAGGAAAGGAAAUCAGAGCUGCCGCAGCUGAAGGGUGUAAAGGCGCGCUGGUGAAGAGCCGCGGAGCCGCAGGACGGGAUGGCAGCGGGCAGCGCGGCCGUGGCAGGGACUGCUGCCCGCGAUGGGCCGGGCCGUGCGGCUCGGCGCUGGCGGCUCUCCUCUCCGCGCUGGCCGCCGCCUCCUGCGUCUACCUGGGGGUGCGGACCAGCGACCUCCAGGCCAGGGUCGCGGCUAUCGAGGGCGCCCGAGGGGGCUUCUCUACUGCCGCCCCGCUCCCGCUGCUGCCCGGCUUUUCCCUGGAGCAGCUGAACGCGAUGAUGCAGGAGAAAGUGGAGCGGCUUCUCGCCCAGAAAUCCUACGAGCACUUGGCAAAAAUACGAGUAGCGAGAGAAGCGCCUCCAGAGUGCAACUGCCCACCAGGUCCUCCAGGGAAAAGAGGUAAGCGGGGCAGAAGAGGAGAGACUGGACCUCCUGGUCAACCUGGUCCUCAAGGCCCUCCUGGUCCAAAAGGCGAGAAGGGAGAUCAAGGUGAUCAGGGCCCUCGGGGUCUGCCAGGCUUCCCCACAGUUGCUGCUCUGCACAGUAAUCAGAUCCUCACCGUCAAGGGGGACCAAGGACAAGCUGGACCCCCUGGACCUCCAGGGCCACCAGGACCCAGAGGGCCACCAGGAGAUACCGGCAAAGAUGGUCCUCGUGGGAUGCCUGGCUUACCGGGUGAGCCAGGAAAACCGGGAGAACAAGGAUUAAUAGGACCUCAGGGGCCUCCAGGACAAAAGGGUUCUGUCGGAGUGCCUGGUGUUCCAGGGAGAGACGGACAAGUGGGUGAACCUGGUUUGCCUGGCAUAACAGGAGAGAAGGGAGCAGCAGGGCUUAAGGGUGACCCUGGAGAAAGAGGAGAAAAGGGUGAUGCUGGAGAAAAUGGACAGAAGGGUGACACAGGAGAAAAGGGUGACCCUGGUUCUUCUGCUGCAGGAAUUAAGGGUGAACCUGGUGAAUCUGGACGGCCUGGACAAAAGGGUGAACCAGGUCUUCCUGGGCUUCCUGGACUCCCUGGGAUAAAGGGUGAACCAGGUUUCAUUGGUCCUCAAGGAGAACCUGGGUUGCCAGGGCUACCAGGAACAAAGGGUGACAGAGGAGAGGCUGGUCCUGUUGGGAGGGGUGAGCGAGGUGAACCUGGAGUUCCUGGACCAAAGGGUGAUACAGGUGACAGAGGUGACACAGGAUCUACAGGUCCACGGGGACCACCUGGACAGAAAGGCGAUCAAGGUGCAACAGAGAUAAUUGAUUAUAAUGGCAAUAUCCAUGAAGCUCUGCAGAGGAUCGCCACCCUGACUGUCACGGGGCCACCAGGACCACCAGGACCCCAAGGGCUACAAGGGCCAAAGGGUGAACCAGGAUCCCCAGGAACUCCAGGAGUUGAUGGCGAGCAGGGUCCUAAAGGCUCAAAAGGCGAUACAGGUGAUCCUGGAAUAUCUGGAGAAAAGGGAGGAAUUGGACUUCCUGGCCUGCCAGGAGCCAAUGGUAUGAAGGGCGAAAAAGGAGAUGUUGGUUUGCCUGGUGCCCAAGGUCCUUCGAUGAUAGGACCACCGGGACCACCAGGUCCACAUGGUCCUCCAGGCCCUAUGGGACCUCAUGGACUGCCUGGCCCAAAGGGUGAACCAGGGUUAAAUGGUCUUAAAGGAUUGAAGGGUGAACCAGGUCAAAAGGGUGACAGAGGGCCCCUUGGUCUUCCAGGAGCAUCUGGCUUAGACGGAAAGCCAGGACCCCGGGGUGUAGAUGGCCCAGUUGGUCCCCAUGGCCCUGCAGGUCCUAAAGGAGAGAGAGGUGAAAAGGGAACCAUUGGUGACCCUGGACCCAGAGGACCAUAUGGCUUGCCUGGUAAAGAUGGAGAGCCUGGCAUUGAUGGUUUCCCUGGUCCUCGAGGAGAAAAGGGUGAUAUAGGAGAAAAGGGAGAAAAGGGAUUCCGUGGAAUUAAGGGGGAAAAAGGGGAGCCAGGCCAGCCUGGCCUGGAUGGGCUGGAUGCCCCUUGCCAAUUGGGUCCCGAUGGAUUACCAAUGCCUGGCUGUUGGCAAAAGUGAUGAAUCUAACCAUACAAGCAUGAAGUUGUGUAUAUAGUGCUCCACUUUUUGUAUUUAUAGUUGAAAACUGAAAAUUUGAUUUUACAAGUCUGAGAUAUGUUUACAUGUAGCUGCUUUUACUUGUUUGCAAUAGUCCGUGUGUACAUCUGGUUUUCACUGACAUCUGCAGUUAGAUGGUAUAUAACUGCAGGGUAAACCUGCAAAAAUUCUCUCUUUCAUUAGAGAGAGAUCUCAGUACAACGAUCAAUAAUAGAAAUCUGAUUAUUUCUGUAAAUUCUUAUAUUUUGGCUUGUGGACCUGCAUGGACAAUGAGUGCCAUGAACUAGUUUACAAGAAAUUGUGACCAAAUAAGAGCAAAAUGCUACGAAAUGUACUGUACCAGCUGCCGUUGAAGUUUACUGACUUGGCUUCCAUGUCCAUCUUAAACACCACUGAUUCAUGCCACCAUAUCUGCUUGUACAGACUAAAAGCAUGAGUUUGUGUGCCAAACCUGCUUGUUGUGUGAUCACGUCAUGCGCUAAAUGGCUGCUCACGGUGACCUUUGAUUCCAGCAUCUGAAUCAUUUCGUUUUGUCAUCCCAAGGGAGUCACACCAUGGCUUAUUGCUAAAAAGAGAUAAACCAGAGGAGGAUAGAAAGAGGCCUUGAAUUUUUGGAGAAUAGAGUUCCAGCUGCAGGUGGAUGGCUUCCAGUCUUGCGGGUUACUUGGCCCCUUUGGUCAAAGAGAGUCCUGCCUGUUAACCAGCAUCAGUUUGCCUUGCACUGCUCACGGUCGUGAAGACAUACACGAUAGGCCCUGUCGAGUCCUUACUCAAGAAGGAAAGAAGUUUGAAGAAGAAACCAGACUUCUCUGUGGGUUGUUUGAAAAGGUUACAGAGGUGCUGCAGGGAUCGUUUCUCCAUGGCAGACACCACCUGAGGCCAGAAGCUUCUCAACCUUACUCAAGGAUGGACAGAGUAUGUGCUCUGUAUAUUGUAUUUUGGGACUGCUGGAGGAAAUAGCACUCUUGAGGCAAGGAUACAUGGGAACAUCCUCCAGAGGGGGAGGAUAAUGGAACUGACCAGAGACAUAUGUACCAUGGUGUGGUUUUCAGGUGAUUCAGUUUAAAUUACACUAAAUUUCUCUGCAGAAUUUUGGAAGCUAUAGUUAAUUUUGGUUCCUUUUCCCGUAACUGUUGCCAUAAAGGAUGCAUUUCAAUAAUCUGUUCAACAUUUGUGAUGCUGGCAUUGAAGAAAAUAUUUCAAGCCAGACAUGCAUCUUCUUUCAGUAUUAACAGUUUUUAUUUUAGACUCUUUGAAGCCUUUAAGUCUAAAAAAGAAGAGUUUAUUUUUGUGUUUCACAAAUUGAUUUAUCCAUCUUGUUCUUUUUCUGCUGUUACAGUGACCUUAGUGGACAUUAUUAGUCAAAAAACAUUGGAGAAACAAGUCUGUGUGAUUGCCAUUGCACACUUGUCAUCGCACUACAUUGUUAAAAGUGUCAAUAUUUCUCCAUUUCUGUUCAGAUGACUAGCUUUCUAGGGAAACAUGGGCAAAAUUUUGCUUCUCCACUUUUUUUAUUAUUAGAAAUACUGAAUUUGUGCACAUUUGUAGUUUUUGCCACAAGAUAUUUUUUCCAAUUUUGAGUCUUCAUAUGGUGCGCUGUAGUUAGUUUGAGAGGCUAGGUUAUGAGAAAUGGUGCCAUAUUUGGCACAUGGAAGUUCUUUUUAUAGCACUUCCAUUCCUAGCAUAUAGCAGGAUGAUCACAAACUUUUUUAGUUACUUUUCUGAGAGUUGUUUUUCAUACGUAGACCAAAACUAAAGAUGAAGAAGACAGUCUGUGUCCUCCCAUGUGUGGGCACCUUACCCUUCUUGGAAUGCAUGUUUUUGCUUACUCCAUCAUUUCUAAAUCAUGUGAAGAUGGAGACCUGGUGUGGUUGCGCUUUUCAUAUUGAUUCACAAUCUCAGAUCAAUAGAAAUGUCACUAUAAUGCAAUCUUUCACUUUGCUAAAUCUUUAUUGUCAUUUUGUUGUAUUAGGGAAAAAAGAGUUUUUCAAGAGGGGAAAUAGUCCACAGAUUUUUAAAACUAAAAAUUAAUUUAGUGGCCUCUAUCUGGUAGUACCUUACUAAUAAAAACAAAGUUCCAACACUAUAUAGAUGUAUAUAUACUGGAUAUAUAUAUAUUUACUGCUUAAAUCCAUCUUUCCAAUACUAAGAAAUAAACAAGUGUUCACAGAUAUGAGGGAAAAUGUUUUUAUUUGCUCACAUUUUCAGAGAUGCAAGUAUUGACCUGUUUGAAUAACCAUGACUACAAUAGUAAAAGCCUUCACAUGGCAUAGACUGAAUAUAAGGUGUUAAUAAUUAGAGUGCUACAGCAGUAAUGUCAAUGAGGAACCUUCCAGAAAGGGCACAAGAGGAGAACCAUGUAAGCCCUCGAACUUGCCAGUUUUAGUCUGCUUGUUUAAGAAGUACUAUCCCAAAAUCCAACAGACUGAGGAGCAAGCUACCUGCCAAACAAAAAAGAGUUUCUUAUGCCUAUAUCCUGACUUGGUACAUUUGGCUAGGUAUAUUAUAUAUGUGAAGACUAUUUUUAUAAAGUAGCAAAUACUGGCAAUCAUACAGUAAGAUGAAAUAUUUUUUAAAUAUCCCUCAGAGCAUUCAAGUGCUAAAUCAAGUAGGAUGUUUCUUACCUAGCUAGAUGUUUUAGCAGUUCCAUAUCAAGAUUGUCCAAAAACACAACUCAUUUAAGAAAGAGCAACAAGAUAAAGAGCUAUUAAAUGCACUCUCAUAUUUUUUACAUUUGUAUAUCUAUAUUUUUAAACUGUCCUCAUUGCAUCUGUUUCUGUAUGCAUCAAUAAAGUUAGCAGAACCUUGAUUCGUUUCCUCAUUCAGAAAAUAUUUAUAGAUAUUGCUGCUAAGCAUUAGUUAAAACUCAAUUCUCCUUUAACUCCCUGACACUGAGACCCUGCUGAAGAAACACUUCAGGACCUUUACUCUCUUUUUUGCCUUGUAAAGUAAUUUCUUUAUUUAAUUCCCACCAGGUAGGAAUAGUUUUUUCCUCCCCCAAAUAAUCUAGCUUAUCUUUUUUAAGCUUCUGUAUUGUUCAAUAUCAUGAAAGGCUCAUUCCAUUUAAAUGGAAUGGGUGAACAGCAGAUAAACAAUUUAAUUUGACAGGCUAAACUACAUACAUAGAUUUGACAUUAAUAUUUGCAUCUCAAAUAUUGACUUGAAACCUAACAGUUUGUAGAUAAGUUGCAUGUUCAGGACAAGGGAAAAAAAAUGCAUUGUGCUUAAUAUUUCGUCAAGAAAAGCACCCUGUGAAGACUUGCAACAUGUUUAUUUUGUUUAAAAAGCAACUAUUUUUGGUGCUAGUAUAUAUUUUUUCUUUCGAUGGCAAAGCUACAGUUUGAACCGCCUGUGUGUUGUACCUUUUAGUAGCAUUCCUCCAGAUAGAUAUGAUUUGUUUUGUUUAGUUUGUGACAGGAACCGUAGUUCCUCUACCAGUCUUUUCAGUUGUAGAAAUCUGUAGUGGUAUUGGUCUACACAGUUUCUAUACCUCUGACUUUUUCAGGUAUAAUUAAUUCUUGUUCUUUUGAGAGUUUUCAGUAUUUGUUUCACACUGGGUUUUGUAAUCAUCUCUUACUCCAGUGUAUUAUAACCACAUUGUGCAGAAGUCCUGCUACAGAAGCAGCAAGUCUUUGACGCACUGUAUGGAAUAUGUCUGACAUACAUGGUCCUUGUCUUCAUAUUCAUAGACUAGCUAUGAUGAACCUUUCUUUCAGGAUGCUUUGGACACCUUUGUAUUUUUUCCUGAGGUAAAGCACGAAACGUUAAUUCAUGGAACAAUGUCUUUUUUUUGAUUUAUAUUUUUAUUUAUUGCUGAAUUUGAUGUCACGUUCUGAUAGUGUAGCAAGGCAGAAUGGCACUCUUCAUCCAGCUGUUUAUAUAUGUAUUUUUAGUCUAUCAUGUAAGUUGUAUGAAUGAGUUUCAGAAUGAUCAAAUCCAUAUACCUGCACAUGUGUAAAGUAUAGAGUUUUAAAAGGGAUAAUUCUUAAGAUUAAUGUACAGUGUGCAAAGUUAGCAUUGGCUCCACUGAGCAUUAAGCUCAUGGAAGAGUGCAUGUGAGCAUCAGUUACUCUGUUAAGCCAGUGGAAGAGACAAUGCAAUCACAAAUGAGAUGAGCAGAGCUUUGAUCCUUGUGGCCAGGUGGUGCUGCAUAGGACUGGGUGCCAUGUCAGAAGAUGUGGUUUGGAUCCUGGAUCCCUGGGUUCAGCCAUUUAAGGCUCUUCACUUGGCUGUACCUCCCCUUCCCCAGCAGUGAAGCGGGAAAGGUGAUGCAUCCUUCCCUUGCAAAGCAAUUUGACAUGCAGAAGGAAGGACCCAGGUAUUGUUGCUUAGUAACAAGGGGAAUAUCAUCAACUUUAACAGUGAGGUUUGAUUGAAUCAGGACCAUUUCAGUGAGUAAAAACUGCAGAGAUACUCCCAGUCUAUUGAAUGUGAUGAAGAUGUUCAAGGUAUGCAGCAGUUGACCUUUCCUUUCAAAUUUUCUCAUCACUGUUGCUUGAACAUCUUAAAUUACAUUUUUAAAUCUCUAUAUUUUACCUGAUGAGACACAUGAAUUUUCACACUGAAGAGUUACACAAACCACUAAUAACUGCAAAGAUAGUGGUCAAAAGAAAGCCUAAUUUUUGGUCAUUGCAAAAAAAAAAAAAAAAAAAAAAAAUUUGAUUUCAGUGACCAGAAUUAAAACUAACAACUGAUUUUUAUUUUUUUUUUUUUCCUUUCUGCAACUUCCUUUUAUGGAUCUGAAUGUUGCUAUAAUGUACAAAUGAAGAUUUUCUUGCACCCUCUGUACUGAAGUAUUUUACAUGGUGGUUGGAUUCAUUAAAUGCUGUUAGAUACAAGUGCCUGCCACCAUCAUUACUGACAGAAUUUCAGAAAGAUACUCUGCAGAACAAGUGGGGUUUGUAUUUAAAAAAAAGGGAUUUGGAGUGUUGUUUUUGUUUAAUUUUGUUUUUAAAUGCAUCCAAUUAUUAAUGCUGCUUGGAGAUCUAAUUUACUUUGGAAAACAGGGGGCCUUAACUUAACCUGGGACCGUUAGCGUUUUACUUGUUUCUAUUUAAAAAAAGAAAUUGUAUGAAUUUCCCAAAUACCAUUGGUACUUGCACACUUCUCUGAAGUAUUAUGAAGAGUUGGGUUGGUGGAAGAAUGUUUUACAUAUUGUUAACAUAUAUGUGGAUAUUCUUAUAUUAUUGUACAUGUUUGGGAAAAUAUCACACAACUUUAAAAAUGUUACUAAGAUGUAUGUAUCUGACUUUUUCCUUUGGAAAAUAUUAUAUAUUUUUAUUUGUAUUUUUUACUUUUUUAAGUUCAUCUAUAUGUGCCGUUAUUUUUGUAUUGCAAAUGGUCUCAUAAGCGCAGUAGAAGAGAUAAAAAUACAAAGAAAAGUAAUUUGGUAAGGAUUACAAUGCUUGGGGGGAAAAACACAAGGAUCAGUAUUAUAAUAUCAAUACUAGAAAUAUUUUGAGUGUCUUAGCACUGUAAAUAUGUCACGAGACCUCUUUUGACAGCUAGUGUAAAGAAUUACAAGGUUUUAAUCACCCAUUUUAAUUUGUUAUUAAUUACCACUUUCCUGUGGCCUCUGGUCUUGACUUAAUUGAACCUGAUCAAACAGCAUGCUUUUUUGGUUUUAUUAUUAAAAUUUCUCCUUGUUUUUUGAUUGAAUAUUGUUUCAUUUUCUUUCAGUUUUGUACUUCAGAUUUUGGUUCUUGCUUGUGAGAAGUUGAUCUUCAGAAUUAUUUUUACACUAUUUAUGAUUUAUUUUCAUAAUGUAAAAAGUGUGUAAUUAUUAAAAUAUUAAUCCAA